UAAAUUUAUUUUGCUUAUUUUUUUAAAGAAAAAAACCUCUGUCCUCUGUUACUUCUUCAUCUGGGAUUUUCUCUAUUCUUUAUUCAUUAUUUAAUUUAUAUAAAACCAUUAAUACUUUAAUGGACAACAUAAAAAUAUAAACAUUUAAUAAAGUAAUGAAACAGUGCUUUUCAUUUUAUAUUAGUAUUUUAUACUCCAUGAAGAAAGGAGCAACCAAAAGAGUCCUUUUUUUCUUUUCUUUUUUUUUUGUUUUUGUCCUUCGAUUUGAAAUUCAAGGUUAAUAUUUUAAUGGGGUCUUUAAACAAAGGUGAGGUUUUCCAUUUUUCUUGGGUUUGAAGCUUUUUCUCUCUUUUAUUUUCAUUUUGUUGUUUGGUGGAAGGACACCAUUGUAUCAUUACAACUUUGGGAAUUUUAAGCCUUUUUCUUUAUUUUUGUUUUUAAUUAUGUUGUGGAACGAUGAGGGGUGCAGCAUUGUAUUAGUACACCUUUUGGAGUUUUAUUUUGUUCUAGAUUGAUGGAAGGGCGCCAUUGUUCUGGGAUUACAAGCCUUUUUCUUUCUUUCAUUUUGUUCUCAACUGAUGAAAGUGAAGGGUUUGUCAAGGGUGGAAUACUUAAAAAUAAAAGGAAUAUAGUCAAUGGCGUCAACAUCAUUCGCCAAGCAGACUCUUGUGCCUAUGAAGGAACCAGUGUCUAGCUAUACUCCAUAUCCACCUCCUCUUGCAAGAUAUGAAGAUGUUGUAACUAGUCAAAAGCAUUUCCUCGCCACUUUGGAGAAGCUCCAUGCAACUAUGGGAACAAAGUUUAUGAUCCCCAUCAUAGGAGGAAAGGAGUUGGAUUUGCACAAACUUUUCGUGGAGGUAACGUCGCGUGGUGGAAUUGAGAAGAUUGUAAGAGAGCGGAGAUGGAAGGAAGUGACUGCUGUUUUCAACUUCCCCUCCACUGCUACAAAUGCAUCUUUUGUGCUGCGGAAGUACUAUGUUUCUCUGCUUCAUCACUAUGAACAAAUCUACUUCUUUAAAGCCCGCGGUUGGAUCCCUGUUCCUUCUGAUCCUCUUCGAAACCAACUACUACAGCAGACCCCUACUCAAGGUGCAGUGCGGCCAGCCACAGAUAUUCAUUCAGCUGCUGUCCAGCAGCCAAGAAUAAAUAUUACCGAGUCGCCUGCAGUAAGGCCAACAUCGACAGCAGGCACUCCUGUGGUUGGGGUCAUUGAUGGGAAAUUUGAGAGUGGCUAUCUUGUUACUGUCACCAUUGGCUCAGAGAAGUUAAAAGGUGUCCUCUACCAGGCUCCUCAGGGUGCAGCACACCAAGUGCCACAUCAGUAUGGCGUAUUUGCUGGCAAGAGUGACAGCGCUCAUGCUUCAUCAGGGCUGCAACGUCGGAGGCGCCGGAAGAAAUCUGAGAUAAAACGGAGGGAUCCUGCUCAUCCAAAACCUAACAGGAGUGGGUAUAAUUUCUUUUUUGCUGAGCAACACGCAAGGCUGAAACCACUUCACCCUGGAAAGGACAGAGAGAUUAGUAGAAUGAUUGGUGAAUUAUGGAACAACUUAACUGAAUCAGAAAAAACAGUCUAUCAGGACAAAGCGCUCAAAGACAAAGAAAGAUAUAGGAUUGAGAUGGAGGAUUACAGGGAAAGAUUAAGGACAGGUCAAAUUAUCAGUGAUGCAGUGCCCCUACAGCAACGGCUUCCGGAACCAGAUGUAGAAAUGACAGAAGCAAAUAUGAGGCUUGAUGGAGCUGAAGGUGGCUAUUCUCAAACACUGGAACAUGAUAGCAGCUCCGGUGGAAGUGAUUUCGAAGAUGCUAAAACUGCAGAUAACGAUUUAGAUAUGGAAGAAUCUCCGGUUGUAGGGGUAGGCGGUGAAUCUAUGAAUGAAGAUGUGGAGAUUUCAGGUGAGCUAAUGAUUGAAAAGUUCAGCAUUGAGGGUGAAGAAAACUUGGGGAAUGCCUUGUCAGAGGCAAACAAAGAACCAAUGCAUAGUGAAGAACACUAAAAAAUCUGCUAGGGUUAACAUAAACAUCCCGGCCGUGAAGUAAGUUUUUAUUUAGUUGCUUCCUUUCUAUCUGUAAAAAGUUAGUUUUACUGUUAGCGGAAGGUUUUGUUUCCUAGGAUGGGAUGAAGGCAAGUUAGUUUUACUGUUAGCGGAAGGUUUUGUUUCCUAGGAUGGGAUGAAGGCAAGAUUUUUUUUUACUGGCUUGGGUAAGUGUUGUGGUGGAGAAAUCCCAACACCUGCAAAAAACAAUCUCCCAACUAGCUUAUUGUGUCAAUGGAGGGCUCAUUUGUAGACUGUAGUUGACAACAAAGUGUAGAAAUGCAUGAAGAGAAAAGUUCUUUUUAAUGCGUA
Molecule: messenger RNA, 2345 nt
Organism: Gossypium arboreum
Lineage: Eukaryota; Viridiplantae; Streptophyta; Magnoliopsida; Malvales; Malvaceae
Product: high mobility group B protein 15-like
Exons: 7
Coding region: 636-1994 (452 amino acids)
Molecular function (GO): DNA binding
Source: RefSeq, a predicted model, not a curated record